Closterium sp. Naga37s-1 is the source of this 699-nucleotide messenger RNA. The record is from the annotation of a GenBank genome assembly. NCBI's taxonomy places the organism in Eukaryota, Viridiplantae, Streptophyta, Zygnematophyceae, Desmidiales, Closteriaceae.
AUGGUGUUCGUCUCCGAAGGUCCGUCGGACUCCACGCCGCUCAAGCCCGGCAGCGAGUCGUCCGAACCUCCCCCGCACGGCAGCUCAGAUGCCGCCGCGAGCCACGCGCCAGCCGCCGGCCAGCCCGCCUUUCAGUACACCCACCACCCGCACCACCCCCCCGCGCGCGGGGCGUAUCCGCCGCAGCUCCCCCCUCCCGCGGGCUAUCCGUCCGCCGUGGUGGUGAUGGCGCACGGGGCGAGCGGCGGCGAGUUCCCCGUGUUCUCGCCGGCGCCCAUCCCCGGGCUCUACAUGCUGCCGCUGGGCUACGAGACCUGCGCGCCGCCCGUGAGUCGCGCUUCCCCCGCUCGCCGUCACUUGCUCAUGUCACGGGGUGGGUGGCGACCAUCUUGUUGUUGCUCUUCUGCUGGCCGCUCGUCUGCCUGCCGUGCUGCAUCCCGCAGCUUCACGAGAGGUGCCAGCGCCCCGUGUUCGGCUAUUCCCCUGCUGCCCCCGCUACAGGCUUUCCCGCAACCCCCCUCUGACAGGCUUUGCCGCUCCUCGUCCCCCUUACUGCCUCCGCCCUGUACUGCAAACCCUUCUCGGACUGCCCUCGUGCCGCACCUCCACCUACAGCAACAGGCUGCCGCCCCCCUCCUGCGGCAACGCUACCUGCGGUGCAAGGGUGGUGUGGUGGCCUGCCAUGGUUCCCUGGAGUAG